Molecule: messenger RNA, 806 nt
Organism: Arabidopsis lyrata subsp. lyrata
Lineage: Eukaryota; Viridiplantae; Streptophyta; Magnoliopsida; Brassicales; Brassicaceae
Product: plastocyanin minor isoform, chloroplastic
Exons: 1
Coding region: 70-585 (171 amino acids)
Cellular component (GO): chloroplast thylakoid lumen
Molecular function (GO): copper ion binding
Source: RefSeq, a predicted model, not a curated record
CAACCCCCUUUUGGGAAAAAAUCCCACAAAAUUUCAAUUCAUUACGAGUGAUCCCAAAAAAUAAAGAAAAUGGCCGCAAUUACAUCAGCUACCGUCACAAUCCCUUCUUUCACCGGCCUAAAGCUCGCCGUCAGCUCAAAACCCACGACGGUAUCCACCACCAUAAGAUCCUCCUCCGCCACCAGGACGGCACCUAAGCUCUCUGUGAAGUCCUCUUUGAAGGAUAUCGGCGUCAUCGCCGUGGCAACAGCAGCUUCGAUUGUUUUAGCCGGAAAUGCAAUGGCCAUGGAGGUUCUUCUAGGAUCCGACGAUGGUUCUCUUGUUUUCGUACCAUCUGAAUUCACAGUGGCUAAAGGAGAGAAGAUCGUGUUCAAGAACAACGCAGGGUUCCCACACAAUGUUGUGUUCGACGAAGACGAGAUCCCUAGUGGUGUGGACACGAGCAAGAUCUCGAUGGACGAGACAGAGCUUCUUAAUGGUGCAGGAGAGAGUUACGAGGUUACUUUGACAGAGCCUGGCUCUUAUAGUUUCUACUGUGCGCCGCACCAGGGUGCUGGUAUGGUCGGGAAACUCACCGUCAAGUAGUAAAUUGUCUCGAGACUCUCUUGUUCGAGUACAAAGCUUAUUCAAAGUUUAUUUAGAAAUCUAAUUUUGAAGAGAGUGUUGGAUAAUAAAAAAAGAUUAUAUAAUGUUUAAUGUCGUAAGUUAGUGGUUUCACUGGCUCUUUUGAACAUUUCAAGUCACGGCCAUUCUUUGUGUCCGUGAAAAGAGCUUUUAGUUUGAAUAAAGUUUUUGUUUUAGGUCUC